AUGACACAUCCAUUAAAAUGGAAAGUAUACCCAUAUCAAGGAAAGCUGUACCAAUAUAAUGUCACAGACCCUGAGGAUGCGACACCAAUUCCAACAGGAGAGGUCAUCACUGCCGAUGGGUGGGAGGAAGAACGUCUGGUGAUUGUAGCCAAUGGCACUCUGCCAGGCCCGCCUAUCAUUGUAUACGAGGGACAGCGACUUGUGGUCCACGUCAUCAACAAACUCCACUCGGACACCGUAACGCUACACUGGCAUGGCCUACCUCAACAUGGUACCCCUGGAUGGAUGGAGUUGCCUUCAUUACACAAUGUCCCAUUCUGCCAGGUAAAAGCUUCUUAUGACUUUAUUGCUCGACCCAGAGGGACAUAUUGGUAUCACUCACAUGUUGGAACACAACGGACAAAGGGCCUCUAUGGAGCUUUGGUGGUUCGAGACCGAAACGAUAAUAUGGCUGAGCAUAACAUAGUGGUUCAAGGAUGGAAUCACCACUGGUCUGCAGAUAUGGAUCAAACAAUGUUUAAAAACGAUGGCAUAUAUGAAAGUCGCGUAAAAUGGAAAAAUUCCUAUUCAUUAGAUGGUGAAUUUUACUCGACACUUCUCUUGACAUCAGCUAUAAUAAAUGGUAGAGGGCGUUACUACAUCAACUGGGUUACGCAAGAACACAACAACGCCCCUCUCAGUAUUUUUAAGGUUCGACAGGGCCAAAAGUACAGAUUUCUAGUUAUAAAUGCAGACAACCUCUAUCCUUUCCGAAUAUCAGUAGACAAUCACAACAUCAGUCUCGUGGCAACGGACGGAUAUGAUAUUCGGCCCAUUCUCGCUGAGUCUUUCGUCAUUCAAGCUUGGGAACGGUACGACUUUGUACUGACAGCAGAUCAAGCUAUUAAGAACUACCGGAUCCGAGCACGUACUUUAGAAAUUGAAGCGGAUCGGAUUCAUAGGGCAGAUGCCAUAUUGAGGUAUGAAAAAGCAGAAGAUGAUGAACCUGUAAGUUUCCCCAGGCCUUGUUCCGUUGAUAGCAAAUGUCUUGUCGUUAACUGGCCUUUCCCGUACUUUCCGGAAGAUGCUUUUAUAGACUGCCUGCAGGUUGACAAUAUUGAAGCGUUUGAAAUCAAUGACCCUGUACCCUUGGCGUCUGAUGGUCGAUUCAGAGAAUAUUUUCUUAAUUUUGCAUUUCCUGGGAUAGAUGGGUACGGACCGUCUUCUGUGAAUGGACGAAGGUUCGAACUACCGCCCGUGUCGGCACUGACACAGCCCCGCGAGAUAGAGUCCGGGUGUGAUAGGACAGAAUGUGGCGAGGAGAAGGUGUGUGAGUGUACCCACACUCUAUCAUUGGAUUACGGCGAUGUCGUGCAGUUAGUUAUAAUGAGCAUGGGUAAAGGUGCCGGGGGUUUUCAUCCCAUUCACCUCCACGGAUAUUCCUUCUACGUACUAAAAGUAGUUUUCGGUAAUUACGACAGUACGACCGGACAUUAUAUAGGUCCCAAUACCGACGAUAUCAAUUGCAAUGGUAAUGGUAACCAUACAACUAGUUUAUGUAACGCUGCAAUGUGGAGGAACCAAUCAUGGGGCGGAGAUAAUAUCCCGGGUUUAAACCUCCUUAACCCCCCGCGGAAGGAUACAAUUCUCGUGCCUGCUGGCGGAUAUGCAGUGAUUAGGAUUUAA
Mizuhopecten yessoensis (Yesso scallop) is the source of this 1665-nucleotide messenger RNA. RefSeq names its product laccase-like. Bases 1 to 1665 code for a protein of 554 amino acids. The record is from RefSeq and is a predicted model, not a curated record. Gene Ontology annotation, cellular component: plasma membrane. Lineage: Eukaryota; Metazoa; Mollusca; Bivalvia; Pectinida; Pectinidae. Gene Ontology annotation, biological process: iron ion transport. The transcript has a single exon. Gene Ontology annotation, molecular function: oxidoreductase activity; copper ion binding.